AGGUCUUCGAUGACUUACGACUUCACUCGGGUGACUCAAGAGUUCUCCGAUGAUGUUCCCGAGGAAGCUCCACGAGGCAAAGCUCCUACUUUGAGCAGAGCGUCUAGCUUUGAUUCCAUUGAUGAGGAUGCCCCUCUCAACGACUACUAUUCAUCAGAGGAACUUGACAAACUGAGCAACUGUUUGAGCGAGGUGUCAUCAGAUCCAGGCAAGGAACUCUCCACUUCGGUUUUGUACGAUGUUUUUCAAGCUCUGGUAGCACUUUGGACCUGUGUGUUCUCUCUUCUCUACUCUUACGCAUGGCGUCAGCACAGGAAGAAGUUUAUCAUGAGCAUUUUCUUCGUCGUUCCAACGGUGUUCACGGUGUGCUGUGUGAUUUCUGGUCUGCUUGCAACUAUGGUCAUCCUGGGUAGGAUGUUCAGCACCCCAAUCGCUUAUAAGGACUUCUUGAACAUGAGAGAAGAGAUGCUAAAUCAUCAGGACUUGGUCGAUUCUGUGAAAAGACAGAGAUCGUUUUCUGGAGCGUCGUCGAUAUCCGUCACUUCCGAAGACUAUCUUCCAAAGCCUCUGUGCCGACGACAUUCAGCCAGUUAUACGAGCCUCUGCUCAAGACCACCGAGUGUAAAUCGAAAAUACAGCUAUGCCUAUACGCAUUACAAUGCUUGCGACUCCGAUGAAGACGAGCAAAGUUCGCAGUAAACCCUGCUUUCGGCUCGCUUGCUGUUUGUAUUUAUUUUUUCUAAGCAUUCUCAAUGUAAUCCAUUCUCCUCAGUGCAUUUCUACUCAUCGACUACCUUAUGACUGUUUUGCUCAAUUUACACUUUUUUAAUAUCCGUCAGCAACGACCACCAUGUUCAUAUCGUUCUCUGUAAAGUUAUCCUCUCGUAGUAGUUUAUUACGGG
Molecule: messenger RNA, 902 nt
Organism: Cylicocyclus nassatus
Lineage: Eukaryota; Metazoa; Nematoda; Chromadorea; Rhabditida; Strongylidae
Source: the annotation of a GenBank genome assembly